AUGGACGAGUCAGGACUUGAGUGUCACACCAGGUCGCACCCCACAGGCAAUACCUGUCAGUGUACAGAAUGUGGAGAAGCCUGCCGUUGUCCCUCUCAACAAACCACUCCUGUGAGAACUCUUAAAGGACAAAACCUGGACAAAUGUAGUGUAUUCAGGAAGGACUUUUGUAUGCCAACCCUUCCGGUUCCUGUGACAACACCCAUUGGUGAGAAACACUGUGAAUAUAACAAAUGUGUGAAAGAUUUCUAUACUUUCUCGUCCAUUUGGACAAAUGUUAAAGGUCAUGAAGUUGAGUGUGAUGAUUGUAAAAUAAUUACUGAUCCAUCAUCGCUGAUGUUUCAUCCAAAGUUUCACAAGGCAGAUAAGUGUUAUGAAGGGAGACCCUAUGAAUGUAAGGAAUGUGGAAAAGCAUUUAGUUGGCUGUCCCACCUCUCUAUCCAUAAAAGAAUCCACAGUGCAGAGAGGCCCUAUGAAUGUAAGGAAUGUGGGAAAGCAUUUAGUGUACUAUCAAGCCUCUCUGUACAUAAAAGAACUCACACUGGAGAGAGAUCCUAUGAAUGUAAGGAAUGUGGGAAAGCAUUUAGUCAAUCCUCAACCCUCUAUAGAUAUAAAAGAAUUCAUAGUGGAGAGAGUCCCUAUGAAUGUAAGGAAUGUGGGAAAGCAUUUAAGCAGCCUUCAAGCCUCCAUGCACAUCAGAGAAUUCACAGUGGAGGGAGGCCCUAUGAAUGUAAGGAAUGUGGGAAAGCAUUUAAGUAGCCCUCAACCCUCUAUACACACAAAAGAAUUCACAGUGGAGAGAGGCCCUAUGAAUAUAAGGAAUGUGGGAAAGCAUUUAGUGUGCUUUCAGUCCUCUCUGUACAUCAAAGAAUUCACAGUGGAGAGAGGCCCUAUGAAUGUAAGGAAUGUGGGAAAGCAUUUAGUGUGCUUUCAGUCCUCUCUAUACAUAAAAGAAUUCACAGUGGAGAGAGGCCCUAUGAAUGCAAGGAAUGUGGGAAAGCAUUUAAGCACAACUCAAGCCUCCAUACACAUGAAAGAAUUCACAGUGGAGGGAGGCACUAUGAAUGUAAGGAAUGUGGGAAAGCAUUUACAUUUAGUCUGCUAUCAAACCUCUCUGUACAUAAAAGAAUUCACAGUGGAGAGAGGCCCUAUCAGUGUAAGGAAUGUGGGAAAGAAUUUAGUAGGUCCUCAACCCUCUAUACACAUAAAAGAAUUCACAGUGGAGAGAGACCAUAUCAAUGUAAGGAAUGUGGGAAAGGCUUUACACAGGCAUCGAAGCUCACCUCACCUAUGGUAUCUCACAGUGUAAAGAGUCCUUUGUAUAUGUCUUUGGCUAUUACAGGGUUGAGAAAGAAGCUGAGCGUUAACAGUUUAUAUCCUGUAUCUUUCCUCAGCAGCCAGCAGAGUAGCCAGCAAAGCAGCCACGAUGAUGAUUCGAGCCGGUUCCUGAGUCCUCGAGUGCGGGAGGAAAGCUGUUUGAUUGCCAUCCAGUAA
Messenger RNA from Orycteropus afer afer, 1494 nucleotides. NCBI's taxonomy places the organism in Eukaryota, Metazoa, Chordata, Mammalia, Tubulidentata, Orycteropodidae. The record is from RefSeq and is a predicted model, not a curated record.